Pleurotus ostreatus (oyster mushroom) is the source of this 1032-nucleotide messenger RNA. RefSeq lists its product as uncharacterized. The coding region runs from base 1 to 1032 and encodes 343 amino acids. The transcript has 2 exons. Lineage: Eukaryota; Fungi; Basidiomycota; Agaricomycetes; Agaricales; Pleurotaceae. The record is from RefSeq and is a predicted model, not a curated record.
AUGCCGAGCUCCCCAAACGGCCUUGUCCUUUCCGUCACCUCCUCGAGGCUGAAGUUGACGGCAAAGUAUCAAAGAGCUGUGAUUUGCGCCGGUCGUUCUCCCCAGCUAUUUCCAUCGUGCCGUCUUUCAAUGUCCUUCACUAUCAUGGCCCGACCAACAUCAAGAGCUGCGCUUGUCGAUUCUACUAACUCACCAUCAACUAAAUCGAAGAAUCGCGGGUCGACGAGAGUAAAGCAGGCUGGAUUUCCGUUGGCCUCAUCAUCUAGGAAAUCCGCCCCCACUUGCACGGUCUCGCUGGCUUUUGCGAGUGCCUCCUCGGGCUCCAGCUCGUCCGCAGUUUCUUCAGACGACACUUUCGAUAGCAACUUGAUCCCAUUUCCAUCUUCGGCUAUCUCGUUUCCAAGCUCUCAGUCGUUCGGCGAGUCUGAUGCUGAGAUGUCUUAUUCCGACUUUGAUUCGGUCACGCCUUGUGCGCAGUCCCCCCAAGUCGGAUGGCGGCGCCGGCGGUCGAAUGCUUGCCUAACUCAAACAUUACGGAGUCGAUCAUCUUCCCCAUCCCCCAAAUCCAAAUCGUCCCCAUCGUCGAUACGCAAGCGUUCGCGAAAUAUCGCCAAGCGGCUCAACGCGGAUCUGCAGUUCUUGACGCUACUGCAGCGUAGUGUUGCGUGGAGAUUAGCGAGACAUGGUUUGGGGGAUGAUGCGGUUGAAGUCACGCCUGGGUUUGAAGUGCAGGAUAUGGCACUGGUUGCCCGUCUUCGCUCGUAUCUUAUUGCACAAGGGUGUGGACCGGGCGACGUGGCAACAUCGUUCGACAUGGAUAUUGACUUGACUGUCAAUCUACAUUCACCUAGUACCGCUCACUCCGGACAAACCCAUGUUGCCCCCAUGUCAACCCUUGUAGCUUCGCUGAUCCUACGGCACAGAGAACGGUCGGCGCUGCGCGCUCGCUCUGCCAUCCCAUUCAGUGCCUCUAGUCGCUCAAACGUGUCUCGCGCUGUGUCCCCUUUGGCGCUGUGCGCCGGUCAAUGUUGA